Messenger RNA from Chrysoperla carnea, 3702 nucleotides. RefSeq names its product serine-rich adhesin for platelets-like. The transcript has a single exon. The record is from RefSeq and is a predicted model, not a curated record. Bases 1 to 3702 code for a protein of 1233 amino acids. NCBI's taxonomy places the organism in Eukaryota, Metazoa, Arthropoda, Insecta, Neuroptera, Chrysopidae.
AUGAUAUUAACGGUUCCAGUAAAUUCGGUAAAUUCGAAUACUGCUGAAAACACGGAAGAAAUUAGUAACUUAACACUUUUGUUCAAUAAAUUUAUAAGUGUAUUAACAAAUUUAGUGAGUACAGUUACAAAUACGAAUAAUACAAGUAUAAGCCAGUGUUCAAGUUCUUGUUCCUGUGAUGAAAAUACAGCAACUGCAGAAGCAAUUAGUAACUCAACGGCACAAAAUGGCAAUAAUAUUGCGGCAGCAGACAGUUCAGCAAAUACGGCAGCAUCCACAUUAACUAGCGAUGCUAGCGAAUCUGUGAAUUCGCAAGCAACUGCUGGAGGAAAUUGUGAAGAUAGUUCGUGUGGACAGUCAACUGUGAUUACUACAACUGCAUGCCCAAUUGCAGCACCUUACCUAUCUGAUGAUAGCUCAAAUAAUAAUGGUUUGGGAUCCGUAACUUCAGAUACUACGAGUGUUGUACAAAGUGUUUCAACAUAUGGUUCCGAUUCAACGCUAGCAAUUUCAGCUACUGAUAAUUCAGCAAACAAUGGUUUGGGCUCAUCAACUUCAGAUACUACGAGUGUUGUACAAAGUGUUUCAACAUAUGGUUCAGAUUCGACGCUAGCAAUUUCAGCUGCUGAUAACUCAGCAAACAAUGGUUUGAGCUCAUCGACUGCAGAUACAACGAGCGUUGUCCAAACUGAUUCAACUUAUGGUUCUGAGUCAACAUUAGCAAUUGCAUCUGCUGACAAUACAGUAAACAAUGAUUUGGCUUCUACUUCUUCAGAUACCACAAGCAUCGUUCAAAGUGAUUCAACAUAUGGAUCAGAUUCAACGUUAGCAAUUGCAUCGGCAGAUAAUUCGGUAAACAAUGAUUUAGGAUCUACUUCUUCAGAUACUAUUAGCGUUGUACAAAAUGAUUCAACAUACGGUUCGGAUUCAACUUUAGCCAUCGCAUCUGCUGAUAAUUCAGUAAACAAUAAUUCGGGUCUGCCGACUUCAGAUGCUUCAAGUAUUGUCCCAAAUGUUGGAACUUGUAAUUCAGGCUUAACACCAGCAUAUUCAUCAUUAGAUAAUUCAGCAAGUAAUGGUUUGAGUUCUACAUCAUCAGAUACUACAAGCAUCGUGCAAACUGAUUCAACAUAUGGUUCAGAUUCGACGCUAGCAAUUGCAUCUGCUGACAAUUCAGUAAACAAUAAUUUGGGUUCUACUUCUUCAGAUAGUACAAGCAUCGUUCAAACUGAUUCAACUUAUGCCACAGAUUCAACUUUAGCGAUUGCAUCCGCUGACAAUUCAGUAAAUAAUAAUUUGGGUUCUACUUCUUCAGAUAGUACAAGCAUCGUUCAAACUGAUUCAACUUACGCCACAGAUUCAACUUUAGCGAUUGCAUCCGCUGACAAUUCAGUAAAUAAUAAUUUGGGUUCUACUUCUUCAGAUAGUACAAGCAUCGUUCAAACUGAUUCAACUUAUGCCACAGAUUCAACUUUAGCGAUUUCAUCCGCUGACAAUUCAGUAAAUAAUAAUUUGGGUUCUACUUCUUCAGAUAGUACAAGCAUCGUUCAAACUGAUUCAACUUAUGCCACGGAUUCAACUUUAGCGAUUGCAUCCGCUGACAAUUCAGUAAAUAAUAAUUUGGGUUCUACUUCUUCAGAUAGUACAAGUAUUGUUCAAACUGAUUCAACUUACGCCACAGAUUCAACUUUAGCGAUUGCAUCCGCUGACAAUUCAGUUAACAAUAAUUUAGGAUCUUCUUCUUCAGAUACUACAAGCAUUGUCCAAAAUGAAUCAACAUAUGGUUCGGAUUCAACGUUAGCAAUUGCAUCGGCAGAUAAUUCAGUAAACAAUGAUUUAGGAUCUACUUCUUCAGAUACUAUUAGCAUUGUCCAAAAUGAAUCCACAUAUGGUUCGGAUUCAACGUUAGCAAUUGCAUCGGCAGAUAAUUCAGUAAACAAUGCUUUAGGAUCUACUUCUUCAGAUACUACUAGCAUUGUCCAAAAUGAUUCAACAUACGGUUCGGAUUCAACUUUAGCCAUUGCAUCUGCUGAUAAUUCAAUAAGCAAUAAUUCGGGUCUUCCAACUUCAGAUGCUUCAGAUAUUGUCCCAAAUGUUGGAUCUUGUAAUUCAGGCUUAACACCAACAUAUUCAUUAGAUAAUUCAGCAAGUAAUGGUUUGAGUUCUACUUCAUCAGAUACUACAAGCAUCGUGCAAACUGAUUCAACAUAUGGUUCAGAUUCAACUUUAGCGGUUGCAUCUGCUGACAAUUCAGUAAUCAAUAAUUUAGGCUCUGCUUCUUCAGACACAAUAAGCAUCGUCCAAAACGAUUCAUCAUAUGGUUCAGAUUCGACGUUAGCAAUUGCAUCGGCUGGCAAUUCAGAAAGCAAUGAUUUAGGCUCUACUUCAUCAGAUACUACAAGUAUCGUCCAAAACGAUUCAUCUUAUAGGUCUGAUUCGACGCUUGCAAUUGCAGCAUCUGAUAAUUCGGUCAACAAUGGUUUGAGCUCGUCGACUUCAGAUACAACGAGUGUUGUCCAAACUGAUUCAACUUAUGGUUCUGAGUCAACAUUAGCAAUUGCAUCUGCUGACAAUUCAGUAAACAAUAAUUUGGGCUCUUCUUCUUCUGACACUACAAGCAUCGUUCAAAAUGAUUCAACAUAUGGUUCAGAUUCAACGCUAGCAAUUUCAGCUGCUGAUAAUUCAGUUAAUAAUGGUUUGGGCUCGUCAAAUUCAGAUACCAUAAGUAUUGUCCAAAAUGAGUCGACUUUUGGUUCUGAUUCGUCGUUAUCGAUUGCAGCAGCUAGCAAUUCAGUAAACAAUAAUAAUUUAGGCUCUGCUUCUUCUGACACUAUAAGCAUUGUUCAAAAUGAUUCAUCAUAUGGUUCAGAUUCAACAUCAGCAAUUACAUCGACCUCAGUAAACAACGAUUUGUCUCCAGCAACUAUUACCGAAGGUUCAAUAGCUUCUGAUCCUGUAAUCAUUUGUACCUGUCCACAAGCUACUAAUCCGGUAACAACCACCUCAAGUCCAUUAAUUUCAUACCCUCCACCAACGACUACUUCUUGCCCAGAAAUCUUAAAUCCAACAACAAUAAUUCCUAUUACAAUAUCUAAUAGCCCAACCACUUCCUGUCCAGCGCUUACGAAUCCAACUACCAUAAUUCCUAUCAUAGAAACGACUACCUCAAUAAUUGCUUGCCCAGAAGUUUCAACUUCUUAUAUUACCCCAACUACUCCCAGUCCAGUAGUUACUAAUCCAACAAUUAAUACUUGUUGUUCAGAAAAUAUUGAAUCAACAACAACUAUUGCACCUAUCAAUCCAACAACAUUGCUUUCAUUAUUAGAUAUCGUAGUUCCUACUACAACUCCUUGUCCAAUAUCCGUCCCAUAUCCAACAACAUCUUCUCCAACUUCCAAUUGUGGUACCUCUGCAUCAAAUUGUCAACCAACUAGCUGUCAAACAGACAAUAUUUCAACAGCUAUUCAAGUCGAAUCUGAUUCAAAUAUAAAUAUUGAAAAUUCGUCGGUCAAUUCAACAUCUUUAAGCAUAUCAAAUAUUACUACGAAUGAUGCAAGUGCUUCAAUUCAAGCAUCUGCUAAUAGUUCUGGAAAAAUUUACAUAAAUAGCAAUGGUAUUGUAUCAGCUGAAAGUAACGCAAUAAGUUCUGGAGCUGUCAAUGGGGUACAGGUAGCUUCUUCUCAAAGUCAAGCUACUGUUUAA